Pseudozyma hubeiensis SY62 is the source of this 2322-nucleotide messenger RNA. RefSeq names its product choline dehydrogenase. The coding region runs from base 1 to 2322 and encodes 773 amino acids. The transcript has a single exon. NCBI's taxonomy places the organism in Eukaryota, Fungi, Basidiomycota, Ustilaginomycetes, Ustilaginales, Ustilaginaceae. The record is from RefSeq and is a predicted model, not a curated record. Gene Ontology annotation, molecular function: long-chain-alcohol oxidase activity; flavin adenine dinucleotide binding.
AUGUCGAUUGCAACGCAGGGGACUAUCCCCAUGCCCAAGAUCAUGAAGGCAGACGAGUACUGGAACGCUGCGCAGAGGGAAGCUUUUCUCGCCUUUGCAGAUGCCAUCGUCCCUGAACUCGACGACAUCGACGCUGCUGAUGUCCUAUCUCACCUUCCUGCCCAGGCCACCGAGCGUCAGCGCGAGCUCGCCCCGCGAUUCGCUAAGGAAGGCUUCAGGUCGACGCCUCGACUGCUCGACUGUGCCGCCCAGCAAUGCUCCGCCUCCCUGUCGAGCAAGGUGGCCGGCGACAUCAACCUCUUCCUCACCCUCCUCUCCACCCGUCCUGGCACCAUCGCCCUCUCCGGCUACGUCGGUCCCUUCACCCAGCUCGACCGCCCAACUCGAGAAAAGAUCAUCUUUGGCUGGUUCACAUCCCGUCUGACGCUCCUCCGCAAGGCGUCCGCUGGUCUCAGGGGCAUCAUCUUGCUCACCUACUACCGCAACCACCAGCCAGCCUGGGAAGCCAUCGGAUAUCCGGAUGGUCGCCCCGAUGACUGGACGCGUCCCAUCCAAGGCGGUGAGGCUGCUCCCGCCGCACCGAUCUACGACUACAAGUUCGAAAACGAAAAGGUGGCUGCUCAGCCAUCCGGUUCCGAGAUCAUCGUCGACACCGAAGUGCUCGUCAUCGGCUCUGGCUCCGGAGGCGGUGUAGCAGGUAGCUAUCUCGCCCAGCGCGGAGUGCGCACCCUUAUCGUCGACAAAGGCAUCUAUCUUCACCCAGACAAGGUCGUCGGCCGAGAGGAUCAAGGGUACGGCCUCCUCUACGAAGGCGAAGGUAUCUUGCCAUCCGAGGAUGGCUCCAUCAACAUUCUUGCCGGCUCCACCUUCGGUGGUGGAUCGUCCAUCAACUGGUCAGCCUCGCUCAAGCCUCGACACUUUGUGCGCAGAGCUUGGGCCGAAAAGUACGGCGUCCCUUACUACAACAGCCCUUACUUUACCUCGGACCUUAACGCUGUUUGCACGCGCAUGGGUGUUGCGGUUGCCCCCAUCCGUCACAACAUCGGCAACUCGCUCCUCGCGCUUGGAGGCCAACGCGCUGGGCACCCUGUCGAGCCCGUGCCACAGAACUCCGGCGGCCACACGCACUACUGUGGAAAGUGCCAACUGGGCUGCAUCUCCGGCCACAAACAAGGUGGCAUCGUCUCAUGGCUCAAGGACGCCGCUGAGGCUGGCGCCGCUUUCAUGACCAACUGCUACGUAGAGCGCAUCCUCUUUGACAAGAACAAGCGCGCCAUCGGUGCCCUCGCAACCGUUGAUGGACGCAAGAUCAAGAUCCUUGCGUCCAAGGGCGUUGUCGUCUCGUCAGGCUCGCUCCAGACUCCCGCUCUGCUCCUCCGUUCGCCCGAGCUCAAGACAAACAAGAUGAUCGGACAGACCCUUCGACUCCACCCAGCCACCGUUGUGACCGGCUACUACAACUUCCCCGUCAACCCAUGGGAAGGAGGACUGCUUACCAUGGUGGACAAUUCUGCUGAGAUGGUCGAUAAGGACGGAUGGGGCUGCAAGAUUGAGGUCGUCGCUUCCUCCCCCUCCAUUCACGCUGCCUUCAACAACUUCGCUAGUCCAAAGGAGCACAAGUCUCGCAUGCUCCAGUACAGCCACAGCUACACCAUGGUCAUUAUCUGCCGCGAUCGUGACAGCGGACGCAUCGUGCUUGACGAACGGGGCCAGGCUCGAAUUGAAUACACCAUCUCAAAGUUCGACCAGCGUUCCUUGCUCCAAGGUAUCCUUCGUGGAGCCGACGCGCACCUUAUGGCUGGUGCAGAGGUCAUCUGCACCGCCCAGGCAGCCGUUCCAGCCUUUGUUGCCAGCUCGCUGAGCACUACCAAGCCUCGCACCCAUAAUGGCGCACCCAACCUUCCCGCCCCUCCUGCAGACAGCAUCUUCACCGAGACCACUCAGGUGCCAGCGACCUUCACUCCAGUGGAGACUGCACCUCGUGAUCUGAACGAUCCCGCCUACAAGGAGUGGCAGAAGCAGGUAUCCACCGCCGGCGCCGCUCCCUACAUCCUCUCGAUCGGCUCUGCUCACCAGAUGGCUUCUUGUCGCAUGGGUGCUGAGCCCAAGAUCUCUGCACUCGACCCCGAGGGACGUGUUUGGGGAGCCAAGAACCUCUGGGUCGCCGACGCAUCUGCCAUGUGCGAGUCGAGCGGUGUCAACCCAAUGAUCACCACGAUGGCAACGGCGCGCGGCGUUGCUCGCAACGUUGCCCGCGACAUUGGUGCCGUCGCCCCACUCCAGCUUCGCUCCGAGGGUGCCGGCGAGCAAGCCCGCCUGUAG